Molecule: messenger RNA, 1453 nt
Organism: Cadophora gregata
Lineage: Eukaryota; Fungi; Ascomycota; Leotiomycetes; Helotiales; Ploettnerulaceae
Exons: 6
Coding region: 266-1453 (395 amino acids)
Molecular function (GO): oxidoreductase activity
Source: RefSeq, a predicted model, not a curated record
CCCAUGUGAACCCGAAUGAAAGUGUGGCAUUUGAAAGAAGAGUAUCUACCUCGCCACGUCUCCGCACGGGUUGAAGAUUUCCAUAUCCCAGGCUUCAAAUAAGUGCUAGAAGCUGACGUCAAGGUUCAGUACUAGAGGUUACUACCCCGCCAUAUUGAAGUAUUCUUUGAAUCACGAAACGCGAUUCCUCUUGAUUCUAAAAUAUUUGAUUGAUCAUCGACCUUUCGAUCACUAAAUUCUUCUGGUUGUGUAUUUUGACCCUAAAAUGUCGCCCCAGAUUCCUGAGAAGAUGCUUGCUGCGCAAGUAGUUGAGUUUAGAAAGCCCUACAAGAUACAUGAGAUCCCAACUCCAGGAAAACAUCUUGAUGAAAAUGACAUGCUGGUCAAAGUAGCCGUUGCAUCUCUUUGUCAUACCGAUGGCAUGGUCAGUGAGGGGAUCAUGGGUACGAAACUUCCUUGUGUGGCUUCUCAUGAGGGAGCUGGUACCGUCGUCAAAGUUGGCAGCGCGAUCAAAGAUUUCAAAGAGGGAGAUAGAGUUCUGUGCAGCUUGACGUAUCACCGCUGCGGUGAAUGUGCGGAUUGCAAGGGCCCUGAGCAGGACCAUCAGUACUGUGCUAAUGCCGGAGGAUUUUUGGGCGUGACUAUCGAUGGGUCGUUUGCGGAAUACGAAGUAGUUGAUGGGAGAGAAUGUUGCAUAUUGCCUGACAACUUGAGCUUCCAAUCCGCUGCUCCUCUAGCGAUUCUCCUCUCCGAAACAUGUUCCAGAGGAUUUGAGAUGCUAGACCUAAAACUGUAUUUAACAGCACUGGCUAUCUUGAAGUGUGCUGGAAUAACUGUUUGGGGAGGUCUGAUAAGAGCUGGAUUGAAAUCUGGGGAGACUAUUGCACUUGUUGGUGGAGGAGGCGGACUCGGUCAUCUCGGAAUCCAAUUUGCGAAAGCUCUAGGGUUGAAAGUCGUAGCAAUCGAUGCUCGAGACGAGGCACUUUCUUUGGCAAGAGAGUGCGGCGCGGACACCGUUAUCGAUGCUCGUCCUGGCAAAGAAAACACUGUUCAAGAGGUGAAGAAAGUAAACGAUGGGAAGUUGGCCGAUGCAACUCUCAACGUAUCCGACUACGAGUCUGCAGCUGCUACAAGCGCAGCAGUGACUAAAAUGCAUGGUGUGCUCGUGCAGAUUGCUCAACCAACGAACGUGUCGGUUCCUUUCGCAGAGCUGGUUUUUCGCGAUAUCCGUAUCCGCGGAAGCCUUAUCAGCUCUAGAGGAGAAUGCCAGAAAAUGCUCAAAGUUGCCUCGGAAAAUAAGAUCAGGGUCAAGACAAACCCUUUCUAUGGUCUCAAGGAGAUUCCGAAGGCUGUUGAGCUCGCACAUUCGGGGAAAAUGCAGGGAAAGCCGGUCGUGAUCAUUGACAGCGAAGCCAUUCAGAAGGAAAGGAGAUCUGGUCUCGAAAUGGUUUGA